This is a messenger RNA of Pseudocercospora fijiensis CIRAD86, 1887 nucleotides long. RefSeq lists its product as uncharacterized. Bases 1 to 1887 code for a protein of 628 amino acids. Gene Ontology annotation, biological process: attachment of GPI anchor to protein. Gene Ontology annotation, cellular component: GPI-anchor transamidase complex. The transcript has a single exon. Lineage: Eukaryota; Fungi; Ascomycota; Dothideomycetes; Mycosphaerellales; Mycosphaerellaceae. The record is from RefSeq and is a predicted model, not a curated record.
AUGAGGCUCGCAUCUCUGCUGGCACUCCCUGCCGGCUUGCUCUCCCUCGCCUUCGCUGACACUGUACCCAUCUCAGGCGACUACGACGAGCAUCUUCAUCUCAAGCCGCUUCCAGGAGGAGCUCUGUACGCUGGGUUCAAUUUCACCGCUUCCACUUCCCUGCACGACUACCAAAACCAGCAUUUUCGCUUCUUUCCUCGAUCUCUAGGACAGAUACUGCAACACACACGUACGUCAGAGCUCCAUCUGAGGUUUGCCCUCGGAAGAUGGGACGAAGAGAGUUGGGGCAGCCGACCGCGGAAUGGGAGAAGGGAAGGCGGCACUGGUGUGGAAUUGUGGGCCUGGCUGGAAGGAAGUGAUCAGCAAGAGGCAGAAGAGAGAUGGAGUGGCCUCGUCAACAGUCUCAGUGGCUUGUUUUGCGCAAGCUUGAACUUCAUCGACCGAACGAAGACUAUUCAGCCCAUACUGAGCUUCGAGCCCGAGGGUACCCUGCAAUCGACGGGAUCAUCAAAGCUACAUCUCAUGCACGGAAUGUUGCCCCAUGAAGUUGUCUGCACGGAGAACUUAACACCGUUCCUCAAAUUGCUGUCAUGUAAAGGCAAGGCUGGCGUCUCGAGUUUGCUGGACGGGCACAAGGUGUUCGAUGCUAACUGGCAGACAAUGUCCAUUGAUGUGAGGCCAAAAGGAGGCAGCCUCGAGGUCGAGCAGACCGUUGAUAUGGUAUUGGACAUCGAGCGUAGCAUGCGCUCCAGAGAUAAUCCUAUCCCACGACCGCCUCCGAUAGAGGAGAUUCCCUGUGACGAAAGCAAAUCAUACAACGCUCAUGAUACAUGCUAUCCCAAAAGACCCGAGGGAGAAGUUGGGUGGUCGUUGAGUCGAAUCUUUGGCAGAUCGAUCCAUGGUAGCUGUCCUCUGGCGGCACGGCAUGAUGCAGUCGAUGUCCUUCUGGAAGUACCUGCGAGCAGAAACGUGGAAGUCAGUAGUGAGGUGUCACCGGAAAGCGCUCAGCAGGAUGGCUCGGGCUCACGGCUGUAUCGACUCAGAGACGAUGCGGACUUUGAUCUCAAGCUUUCGCAGCAGGUCAUUGAGCAAGCUCCCGAGGAAAGCCAGGCACUGCUCCGCGCAAGCAGGCAGAUUACAGGCUAUGGUCAAGAGCGAGGAGGCAUGCAUACUGUCAUCACUAACCGACGUCCGACGGCACAGCGCGUUGUUUUCUUGGAAAGUCUCCCUUGGUUCCUCAGGCCUUACAUGCAUACGCUCCGCGUCGAAGGCGCAAAGAUUGAGAAGAUGUAUUACACGCCCGCCAUCGAUCGCGAGAAAGGCACGCAGCUGGAGCUGUUGCUGGAAUUGCCUCCCUUCUCUGAGGUCAACAUCGCCUAUGACUUCGAGAAGGCCAUCCUGCGGUACACGGAGUAUCCACCAGACGCAAAUCGCGGCUUCGAUGUUGCGCCGGCUGUUCUGCGCGUUCUCUCUCAAAACGGUCAAGAAGAUAGCUACCUUCGCACGACUUCACUAUUGUUGCCACUACCGACUCCAGACUUCAGUAUGCCUUACAACGUCAUUAUCUUGACCUCCACCGUCAUUGCUUUGGGAUUUGGAAGCAUCUUCAACCUGCUGAUUCGACGCUUUGUCCUGCUGGAGGAGGUUCAGAAAUCUCCGAUUCCAGAGAAGGUGAAAGCGAUUGUCGCAAAAAUCGGAGCUGUGGUAAGAAAGGGAAAGCCAAGACCAGAGGCGGGCGGGUCUAUACCGAAGAGUCCUGAGCUAGCUGCAGCUGCGACUGGUCGUGAUUUUGAUCAUGAUCUUGGGUCGAUUUAUUCGAGGAAGGCCGGAACAAGAUUGGCGAACGGGAACAGCAAGGCGCCCCAGCAGGCGGCUGAACAUAGAUAG